Molecule: messenger RNA, 1138 nt
Organism: Apis mellifera (honey bee)
Lineage: Eukaryota; Metazoa; Arthropoda; Insecta; Hymenoptera; Apidae
Product: U6 snRNA-associated Sm-like protein LSm8
Exons: 4
Coding region: 227-517 (96 amino acids)
Biological process (GO): mRNA splicing, via spliceosome
Cellular component (GO): precatalytic spliceosome; U4/U6 x U5 tri-snRNP complex; U6 snRNP
Molecular function (GO): RNA binding
Source: RefSeq, a predicted model, not a curated record
CAUUUAAUAUAUUGAUCAUGUAACCGAACAUCUGACACUAAAUUCAAAAUAAAUAAUUCUUAAUGUAAUUCUAAUUUAAAACAUAAUCGAAUAACAUGUGCAUUUGUAGAAUGGUGAAUUAAUUGAUACGCUUUUACUUUCACAACAAACAUUAAGUAUAUAAAUUCACAUAAUAUUACUUGAAAAUUAUUUUAAUGUGUAAUUAAUAAGUAUAAAAUAAAAAAUUAUGGCGUCAGGUUUAGAAAGCUAUGUAAAUCAUACUGUUUCUAUUAUUACUUCUGAUGGUAGAAACUUUAUUGGAACAUUGAAAGGUUUUGAUCAAACUAUUAACAUAAUAUUAGAUGAAUCUCAUGAACGUGUAUAUAGUACAACACAAGGAGUAGAACAAGUAGUAUUAGGUUUACAUAUUAUUAGAGGUGAUAAUGUAGCAAUUGUAGGAGAAUUGGAUGACGAGAUGGAUGCACGUUUAGAUCUAUCAGCUAUAAGAGCAGAUCCUUUAAGUUCUAUUGUACAUUAAUAGAAAAUGAUUACAAUUAUAAUUAUUAUUAUUUGAAAAUAAUAAUAUAACUAAACAAUAAUAAUAAUUAAAUAAGAAUUUGUAACAAUGAAUUAUAGUCAAAUGAAAGUACAAUUUCUUACAUUGGUUGUAUAUUGUAUAAAUAUCAUUUUUUAUAUCCAUUUAAAAUAUUCUUGUUUUAAACAAAAUGCAGUGGAGAAAUAUAACCAUUGUUUACAACUAUAAGGAAUAAUAGAAUGAUAUUAGAAUUAAUAAUUAAAUUGUAUAAAAAGAUUUCAUUAUAAAAUAGUAAAUUAUAUUUUUUACAAAUGUAACUUUCAUUUAUUAGUUUUAUAGGAAUAAUAAUAAAAAUAAAUAUCAAUAGAUCAAUAUUGAAUAAUAACUGAACAAUUUUUUAAAUUUAAAUAUACUCUGUUUCUUAAUAUAUUUUUCUUAAGAGGAAGUAUUUCUUAAUCUACGAUUUAACAGAGAGAUGCGUUUAAUAUUUAAUAUAUGAAACGAUUUGUGGUUAUGGUUGCACCAUAUAACUGAUAAAUGUUAUAGGGUAAAAAUGUUACUAGUAUUGUAAAACUUAUAUUAUUAUAAGAUUCACAUUUAUUUAAAUACAUUUUUAAUCUGCAA